AUCUCUUUUACAAGAGGGUCCUGGUCAAGAUGGCAGCAUGCAUAAACAUGUGAACACACAGAUAAAGGAUUUAAAAACAAAACAACAAAUUGCAACAAUCAACUGCUGCAGCUGCUUGCAUGGCUAUAGAUUAUUUUUCCAAUGAUGCCCUUGUAUUCUUUCUGUCUUUUUGUUGGACUCAUUUCUUUGUGUGUUCAUGUGUCCAGGAGUACUUUAGGAUACCGGUGAGCAGCUUGAGCUCUGUGCUCAAUGCAGCGCACAUCAACACCGUCAGACUGAUCCUUCAGUACUACAGCGGGAACAAGGAUACGCUGAAGUUGCCCGAUGAGUACCUGUCCACCAUGGUGUCAGUGCUGCUCCAGACCCCCCUGGUAAAAGUCGGUAGUCUCUUCCCUGAGCUGGCUCCACUUCUGCCUGCAGCGAGCCUGGCUGACAUCCAAGCUUUGCCCUCACUGCAGAACGACAUCAAUGUGAGGGAGACCAUUAACAGACACUUGGCGCGCAUGACUUUGGACCAGCGGCGGGCAUUUGGCAUGUGGCACAGCAGAGUUAUGCCCCCCUCCCUCAUCAUCAGAGGCAAGCAGUCACUCAUCAGGGACACAGGAAACCUGAUCGCCUACCUGCCCUUCAACAACUUCCAACACCUCUCAUCUGCUCAGCUGUUGGACGGGCUGGAUGUGUUGCAGAGAAACACCCUCACUUCUCUAAAGCAGGAGUUCGUAGCUCACAGCCUCAUUGGUACCUACAGGAACUUGACAGCUCGGGAUUUUACCAGGUUGGGAAAUCUCUCAUGCCUGGCAGACCCAGAGGACCUCCUCAUGUACAAAAGCACUAAGGUCUUCAGUGUCAUCCGGGACAUCGUUAUGAACUGCACUCGAGAGGGACUCAGUCUGCCCAGCCAUCUGAUUUCCAGUGUGUUACUGAACAGCGCAGAAUUAAAGAUCCCGUCUUUGCUCAGUUCUGAUCGACUGGCAGAGCUCGGUCACCUCCUGCCCUUGCUGGGUGUGACUUUCCUGCAGGGUCUUACACCGUCUCAGCUGCUCGCUGCCCUCCCUGCCCUCGUGUCUGUUUCAUUCAGCCCUGUGCAGCCUCACACCUUCCUCCCCUCUGCCCAGCUGACCGCUCAAGGCCAGCUGCAGAAGAUCGGCUCCCUCAUUGUGGGAAUGAAGACGGAGACCUUGUUGACACUCACCUCAGACAGGCUGCUGUCAUCCCUGCCUGCCAUGGCCCAACGCAAACCAGGCCUCAGCCCGCCACAAGUCAAUGCUGUAUCCACCAAACUAUGGGGCUUCCCAGAAGUGGUCCGUUGGCUGGAUGAAGUGGAGCCUUUGCUCUUGCGGACGCCCCUGCUCAGUGUCCUGCCCAGGACUCAACUGCUUGUGAACAACAUCACCACUGCAUCCACAAAACCGUGGAACACACAGCAGGCUAAAGCAAUUUUCAAAGAGGUGCUUGAUACGAAACCAAACCUAAUUGAACUGAAUUUUCUGAGUCUGGGAACAGUGGGUCAGGGUGUGAGCUGCAAGGUCUUACAGGAACGUUUUCGUGCUGACUCUUCGGUUUCUUCAGUGAGAAGAAUCCUGGCCUUCCUCAGGCAGCAGCCUGGUCCUCUUCACACCUCACUGAAAAAGUGUGUGAUCGAGGAGCUGUAUCAGUUUGAGUUCUUCUCUGAGCUGCUCAAAGAUCUUGGAGCUGAGAUUGCCCUGUCCAUGCCGGUGAGCACCAUUAAGAAGUUUCCCACAGAUAUGAUGGACACUCUAAGGAAGAUGAUUGUUCAGGACCGUCUGCACUUUCUCUUGCUGUCCAGAACAAAACAGGAGCUGCUGGUUGACAGAAUGGUGCAGAGGAUGGGCAUGUACACGGGGGUGUUUACUGAGGAGGAGUUUCGUUCACUGGGCAUUAUGGCACCGUUUGUGGCAGAUGAAGUUUUCAUUAAACUUGACCGAAGCUUCUUCAUCGACAACCUGGACUUCCUCCAGGGGCUCUGCUACAGCAGCAGCAAGAUGGACAUUGUGGCUCGUAUCCUGCUGGAACCUGCAGCAUUUGGCCCAGUUAACAACUGGAACCAGACGACACUAAGUCAGGUGGACCGGUUUCUCUUCUUCCUGCCGAACAACAAACUGCAGGAGAUAUCCCUUGCGUUGAUGACUGUGGGGCGUAUCGAGAGGCUGUUCAUGAGCCAGCAUCGAUGGCAACGUGGGAACGUGGGGAUCCACUGUUCAGACGAGAACGAGCGUCAGAGACUUUCUGAAAAGCAGCAGUUUGUUCUACAGUUUUUCCUGGGCUUCCUGAAAAUACAUCCUUUGUCACCGACUCCUAUGGUUCCUACUUGUGAGAUUCUGCACACAACAGCUCCCUCUGCCUGGACCUCCAACAGUCUGCUUAGCAUGUCUUCAUUGGCCUUCUCCAACUGUCUGGAGCUGAUGGGUCAUGACCCGUUCUUAGCAUUCUACCAACGCAGCUCGGUGCUCAAGAAAGUCAAACAGAUAUACGGCCCCGUCUCGUCCUUCUCCCAGUCUGUGAUCUCUCAGCUGGGUGGAAUAGCAAUAGAGCUGUCACCAGAGGAGCUGAGCAGCCUCCGACUGACUGAGCGAAGCAGCAUCGCUGCUCUUAGUGCUGUCAGAGCCUGGAGCAACAGACAGCUUUCUGCACUGUUUACCACCGUGUUAAACUCCACCGAGCAGAGUCCGAGCCAGCUUGACUCCAGCACACUGGUGGCGAUGGGAUACAUCGUGUGUGGAGCCCAAACCACAGAGAUUAAUUCUUUCAAUGCCGUAGAGUUCAGUAAGGCGGUGCUCUGGCUGGGUCAGCUGAGGCUGUCCUGCUCAGAGGAGCAGCUGCUGGCGUUUGUUGGGCUUCUGACCCACCGUCUUGCUUUUGGACCCAUGAGUUCAUGGGGAACUGCUGUCUUCAUUGAGAUUGGUGUUCUGGCAGCUGGUCUCCCAGACAUGGCCAUGUCAGCUUUGGUGAAUGAACAAAUAGAAGGAAUCACACCUGCGGCUGUCUCAAUGAUACCACCUGAUAAGUUUGCUGUGGUGUUUCACCAGAGACAGAUCAGCAUGUUCUCCUAUGAGCAGGCUGCUGCUGUAACUGAUGAGCAGCUCUCUGCUCUGUCAGAUGUUCAGAGGACAGCCCUGGCUAUGGUGCUGACACCGUGGGAGGACAGGCCUGUUAACUUCAGAGGGAAGUCACUGGGGCUGGCACUGAGCCACAGUCCUCUGUGCCUCAUACUGGGACUGCUGAUGCUGCUGCUACUGCCCUGCCCUGAUCUGAUCUGCCCUGGCACAUGACCCCACUCACCCCUGCUGGAUCGGGAAACACCUCCGCAACCACAUAACCAAGAUGAUCUCAUUUAUCUGUGCAAUACCGUACCUCUUUGAAAUAAGCAGCACUUCAGGAUUUCUAUAAAGUGUAUUUAUUGAGAUUGUAAUUUAUUCUGUGCAACUGACACUUAUAGACACAUCAACAUUCAGCACUGGAGCAACCAAAUGUCUUGUUUAAUUCAAAAUAUAUAAAAAAAACAUUGUUGCAGUAUACAAUACAAACAUUAAAUCCAUCAAGUCAAACCAACACUCACAUACUUAUUUUCAUACACAUAUAUAUUUUGCUUAUUUAUUUAUAUAUUUAUUUUUUAAUAAACUUGUAUGAAUCCCUACUGCCCUUCUCUUGGAUGAGAGCCCAUACCCAGAAAAGCAACUCAA
Molecule: messenger RNA, 3701 nt
Organism: Anarrhichthys ocellatus (wolf-eel)
Lineage: Eukaryota; Metazoa; Chordata; Actinopteri; Perciformes; Anarhichadidae
Gene: strc1
Product: stereocilin 1
Exons: 22
Coding region: 120-3290 (1056 amino acids)
Biological process (GO): cell-matrix adhesion
Cellular component (GO): cell surface
Source: RefSeq, a predicted model, not a curated record